AUGGAAAACUCUGAGGAUCAAGUUACAACUGCAGGGGAAGAGAUUGCAGAGAAUCAGACAGAAGACACAGAGGAAACAAGUACAGAAGCAGUAAACAAUGAAGGGGUGGCAGAGUCUGGUCUUCUUGAAAGUGAUGAACCCAUGGAGGAGGGUGCACAACUGAAUGAUAGCUUGUUGGAAGAAACUGAGGCACAAAAUAGUGCUGCUGAACAUCCAUCGGGAGAAGUUGAAGGGAAUGAGGCAGUUCUAGAGGACACUAUGGAUGAUGGAAAAGAGGGAGAGGAAAAGGAAGAAGAUGAGGAUAAAGAGGAGGAAAUUAAACUGCCAGACACUGAGAUGCCCCAGGUCAACGUAGCGUCACUGGCAAAACGUAAAUGGCAAGUGAAGAUUUAUCCGCUAAAGCCAGAUGACUUUAUCAAUGGGCAGAUUGCAAGAGUGUUUUCUAACGCCAAGGAAAGCCUGUUGUACAUUUACAGCUCAGGAAAAUUCAACGGAGGAAAAGGAGAGAUGUAUGUUUCUUCUGAAGUGCAGGCAGCCAAGGUGGUGCACAACCUGAUGAAGCUGGACUUUAAGUCUCAGAAUAUCAACAUUGAAAUCAUCAGGAAGAAUAAUGAAGGUGUCGUUGAAGAGAAAGCUUUCAUGAGAUUUGAUACAAAGCUGAUUAGGAUUCUGUGCAUCCCAGCGUUUAAGAACAGAAGGCUGGGCGGUAGACGAGAUCGGGUAGUUGGAUCAGUUUUUCUGAAAAAUCUGCCAAAUGGCACCAGUAAGGACAUGCUCCGAGUCAUGUUUCCUUUUGCUCCAGAAAUAAAUUACAGCCCUGACAAAUUUCCUGACGGCACUGCACGACUGGUCCUGGGCGCCAGAAGUUCUGUGGGGCCUUGCUUGAGAGGAUUCACUAAACUGGAACUGGGAGACACGCUUCUGGAGCUAAAACCCCUUCAGAAGAGAGCAGCAGAGGAUGAAAAGAAGAAAGAUGCUGGAGAAACAGAUGGCACCAAGAAAGCUGAAGGCAGCGAGGAAGCCGGCAGCCAGCCUGAGGCCGACGAUAAAGCUGUGGACGGCAAAACAGAUGAGAAAUCUUCCGCUGAAAAAACAAGUGGUAAAUCUCCUGCAAAGAGUCCAGCUGCCAGCAAGGCUGCAGAUGGCAAAGAGAAAAAACCUGGUGUUGGAAAUAAAACCCCACAAAGUCUGGGUGCCAACAAAAACAGAAACCCUAGAGAUAAUCGCAGAGAUACUGGUGCCCGCAGGGGGACAUACAGACCUCGUAGAGGGAACUUUGCUCAGAGAGGAGGAGACAGGAAUAGAUUUAGAACCGGUGGAUUUGGCAGCCGUUUCCGACCUGAAGAUCGGAGAAUGCGGAUGCCAGGAGCUGGACGUGAUGCCGGCAUCAACACCGGAGCUGCCAAGGAGAUGAUGCUUCUGCAGAGCCAGCUGAGUGUGGCCAUCAAGAACCAGCUGUCCAUGCUCAACCAGACACAGUUUGCACUGGAGCAGGCCAAACGAGAGGCUGCUACAGUCAGUUUCUCCAGGGAUGUCGCACAGGCAAGCCCCUCAAGCUUGAUGAGUAGACGGGUGUCAAGCACACCACGCACCGAGCAGCAGGCCAGGGGCGGACAGGUGAAGACAAAUAACCGCAGACAGCAGCAUAGACGAGGAAAGCCUAGGGAUCGAAGAACAGAAGGGGGACGUUUUGGUGAAGGGGCUAGAUUUGGAGGAGGAGGAGAUUACAGCUACAAACGGAAUGCAGAAAUGGCCGGUCUGCCUGAAGAGUAUGGGGCUACUGGUCAGGGCAAGAGGCGAACAUCUGGCUUCGGAGAACACAGUGAAAGCCACAGUUGGGCGGACGACCGAGCUGCUCCAGCUUUUGGUAGUUCUUAUCCACCAGCGUUUGGAUAUGAGCGAGAGUUUGAGGAAAGGGAAGCUGACUUUCACAGUCUGCACGCAGGCCUGAGCCCCAGGAGUUUGAACUACAGCCAUAACAGCAACUAUGGCUACAGAUAUUAG
Messenger RNA from Candidula unifasciata, 2004 nucleotides. NCBI's taxonomy places the organism in Eukaryota, Metazoa, Mollusca, Gastropoda, Stylommatophora, Geomitridae. The record is from the annotation of a GenBank genome assembly.